GAAGAUAAAUGUUUUAUCCAUGCCAGGACCCAGUUUAAAAUCCACACCAUUCCUCGCCGAUCACCUCCUUCUGAACGAGCGGACCUUCGUGUCCUCUUUGUUAAGUGAUAAAAACGUAUGACGUCAUUGCUUUUUUCGCGCAGCCGUAGUUUGGCGCUCAGAGCGCCUCUUACUUGGGAGCCACAGCUGUGCCCUUGGCCCAUGAUGCAGCGCGAUUGACACCCUCCUCCUGUGUCUUCGGUCUCCUGUUCUUCUUCCAGCUGCUCUCUCCUCCAACGAGCGUUUCUCUUUUUCUGUUUUUCAUGGAAGCCUCAAGGUACGGUUGGAAAGCUUGACAUGCAGUGCGCUGACAGAAUAGCCACCAGAUCAGCCUCAAAAUGACCACGGGCUUCAGCUCCAACUCCUGCCGAUUCGCGGACUACUUCGUCAUCUGCGGACUCGAUACCGAAACCGGUCUGGAACCGGAUGAGCUCUCCGCAUUAUGCCAGUUUAUACAGGCUUCUAAAAUGAGAGUGGGGCCCGGCCUCUUCACAGCCAGUGCGGAUGAAGGUGAGAAUUUUGAACAGAGUCCUUUAAGAAGAACAUUUAAAUCAAAGGUGUUGGCUCAUUAUCCGGAUAAUGUGGAGUGGAGUCCCUUCGACCAGGAUGCUGUAGGAAUGCUCUGCAUGCCUAAGGGGCUAUCUUUCAGGACUCAGUCAGACUGUAGAGAACCCCAGUUCCAUUCCUUCAUAAUCACCCGUGAGGAUGGCUCCAGGACUUAUGGUUUUUCUCUCACUUUUUAUGAGGAGGUCACCAGCAAGCAAAUCUGUAGUGCAAUGCAGACCCUUUACCACAUGCAUAAUGCAGAACAAUAUGAUAUCCUCCAUUCAUCCUCUAGCAGUGGGAGAGAUUGUGACAGCACUUUAGAAGAAUUUAAUGGAACAUCCAUUUCAAAAUUGCAACGUUUCAACUCUUAUGACAUUAGCAGAGACACACUAUAUGUCUCUAAAUGCAUCUGUUUAAUAACACCCAUGUGCUUCAUUCAAGCAUGCAGAAAAGUACUUGAACAACUUCACCAGGCUGUAACAUCUCCACAGCCUCCUCCAUUGCCAUUGGAAAGCUAUAUCUUCAAUAUACUUUAUGAGGUACCCCUUCCACCAUCAGGGAGGUCUUUAAAAUUCUCAGGUGUAUAUGGAGCAAUUGUAUGUCAGAGGCCAAGCACCAAUGAACUACCUCUCUUUGAUUUUCCUUUGAAUGAGGUUUUUGAACUCCUGGGUCUGGAAAAUGUAAUACAGCUCUUCACUUGUGCCCUUCUUGAGAUCCAGAUACUGCUGUACUCUCAACACUACCAGAGAUUAAUGACCGUGGCAGAGAGCAUCACAGCCUUAAUGUUCCCCUUUCAGUGGCAGCAUGUAUAUGUUCCCAUUCUACCUGCCUCCCUUUUACAUUUUUUGGAUGCUCCUGUUCCAUAUCUGAUGGGAUUACACUCCAAUGGCCAGGAUGAUCGAUCCAAACUGGAACUUCCUCAGGAAGCCAAUUUGUGUUUUGUUGAUAUUGACAACCACUUCAUUGAACUGCCUGAGGAUUUGCCUCAGUUUCCUAACAAGCUGGAAUUUAUUCAGGAAAUUUCAGAAAUACUAAUGGCUUUUGGAAUCCCUCCAGAAGGCAGUCUGCACUGCAGUGAAAGUGCCUCCAAGUUAAAAGGUCACCGGUCUAUUGAUGUCGCUUCAGACAAACGCAAUGGCAACAUUGCAUGCUCUCCUCUGAACUCAUACAAACUCUUAAAAGAGAAUGAAACCAUUGCACGACUGCAGGCCCUAGUGAAAAGGACAGGAGUCAGUGUAGACAAGCUUGAAGUAAGGGAUGAAGCAAGCAAUAACAAGGACUUAAAGGUCCAAUGUGAUGAAGAAGAGCUUAAGAUGCAUCAGUUGAACAUUCAAAUCAGAGAGGUGUUUGCCAAUCGUUUCACACAAAUGUUUGCCGAUUAUGAGGUGUUUGUGAUUCAGCCCAGUCAGGACAAAGAGUCCUGGUUUAGCAACAGAGAACAGAUGCAAAACUUUGAUAAAGCAUCUUUCUUGUCAGACCAGCCUGAGCCAUAUCUGCCUUUCUUGUCAAGGUUUCUUGAAACACAGAUGUUUGCAUCUUUUAUUGACAAUAAAAUAAUGUGCCAUGAUGAUGAGGACAAAGACCCAAUUUUAAGGGUUUUUGACUCGAGAGUUGAUAAAAUCAGAAUGUUGAAUGUAAGAACCCCAACCUUGAGGACAUCAAUGUACCAAAAGUGUACGAUGAUUGAUGAGUCAGAUGUUCUGCUUAAAAAGAGGUUUGAGCAUUUUGAUCUGGUUGCUCCUGCUCCUCACUGUAUUGGAUUGGAGAACUAUAAAGCUCAUCUUAAAAAAGCAAUAGAAAUGAGACUCGCAAAAAUUGAUCAUACUGCCUUGCACCCCCAUUUGUUGGACAUGAAGAUUGGUCAAGGGAGAUAUGAGCCUGGUUUCUUUCCUAAGUUACAGUCAGAUGUACUGUCUACAGGGCCAACCAGCAACAAAUGGGCUAAAAGAAGUGCUACUGCACAGUGGAGACGGAAAGACAGACAGAAGCAGCAUGCUGAACAUUUGUACCUCGAUAAUGAUCAGAGAGAGAAAUACAUUCAAGAAGCAAGAAGUCUGGGAACAACUAUUCGCCAGCCAAAGCUGUCCAAUCUAUCUCCUUCUGUAAUUGCACAAACUAAUUGGAAAUUUGUGGAGGGCUUACUAAAAGAGUGCAGAAACAAGACAAAAAGGAUGCUGGUGGAAAAAAUGGGUCGAGAAGCUGUGGAGCUGGGCCACGGAGAGGUCAACAUCACAGGAGUAGAAGAAAACACACUCAUAGCUAGUCUUUGUGAUCUCCUAGAAAGAAUUUGGAGUCAUGGACUGCUUGUUAAGCAGGGUAAAUCUGCAUUGUGGUCUCACAUGUUGCAUUAUCAGGAAAGUAAAGAGAAGAAGGAAUCAACGUCAGGAAGUUUGAAUACUCCAGGCUUUAUCCAGGACACAGAAAGGAGAAAAUCUGAUGUUGGGCCUGUCAUGUGUCCCCUUAAAGUUUCACUCAUUCAGGAUAUGCGACAUAUUCAGAAUAUCAGUGAGAUCAAAACUGAUGUUGGGAAGGCCAGGGCUUGGGUGCGACUGUCAAUGGAGAAAAAACUGCUUUCUAGGCACCUGAAGCAGCUGCUGUCUGACCAUGAGCUAACCAAAAAACUAUAUAAACGUUACGCUUUUUUGCGUUGUGAUGAUGAGAAAGAACAAUUCCUAUACCAUCUUCUCUCCUUCAAUGCUGUGGAUUACUUUUGCUUCACAAAUGUUUUCACUACAGUAUUGAUUCCUUAUCAUGUACUAAUUAUCCCCAGCAAAAAACUGGGGGGCUCCAUGUUUACAGCCAACCCAUGGAUUUGUAUAUCUGGAGAGAUGUCUGACACAGGAGUCUUACAAAUUCCUAAAAACAUUCUUGAAAUGACCUUUGAGUGUCAAAAUCUUGGGAAACUGACAACUGUCCAGAUUGGUCAUGAUAACUCAGGACUGUAUGCAAAGUGGUUGGUUGAAUUCGUCAUCGUCAGAAACGAGAUAACUGGUCAUGCAUACAAGUUUCCCUGUGGACGUUGGCUAGGAAAGGGAGUGGAUGAUGGUAGUUUAGAACGUAUCCUAGUAGGAGAACUUGUAACACCCAACAUGGAAAGUGACGAGCGAUUGUGCAGAACACCGCCCAUGCAGCAGUCUCCUAGUAUGAUGAGGAGAUUUGUUACCAUAUCGCCGAACAGUAAACCAAAGCUCAAUACUGGCCAGAUACAGGAGAGUGUUGGAGAAGCAAUGAAUGGCAUAGUGAAGCACUUCCACAAACCAGAGAAAGAGAGAGGAAGUUUGACACUGCUGUUAUGUGGAGAAAAUGGCUUGGUCUCUGCUUUGGAGCAGGUGUUUCAGCAUGGGUUCAAAUCUCCUCGGCUCUUCAAAAAUGUCUUUAUUUGGGAUUUUUUAGAAAAAGCACAAGCGUACUUUGAAAGCUUUGAUCAGAGAGAAAUGACUGAAGAUGAGAACUGGCAGACCAGAGCACAGACCUUCUGCAGAUUUAUGAAUGCAGUUAACAACACACCACGAAACAUUGGGAAAGAUGGCAAAUUUCAGCUGCUGGUGUGCUUGGGGGCGAGGGACCACUUGCUGCACCACUGGAUUGCUCUCCUUGCCGACUGCCCUAUCACCGCACAAAUGUAUGAAGACAUGGCUCUGAUUAAAGACCACACGCUAGUGAACUCACUAAUCCGAGUCCUGCAAACACUCCAAGAGUUUAACAUCACCUUAGAAGCUUCUUUAGUUAAAGGAAUUUGUAUUUAGAAUCUCUUUCAUACAGUCCAUCGUACAUAUUUCCAUAGAAUGAAAACUAGGAAAUUCAAACAUUGCAACCUUUUCUGAUGGAGAGAGACCAGCGUACAGCAUUCUGACGGCUUAUUUUAAAGCUACAGUGCAGUGCGCUGGGUAUCGUGUGCAAUGAGACGACUGUGGACGUGUCACGCUGGCUGCAACAGAAUUGAAUGAUCUGUGAGGACCUUGUGUGUGCUAGAUUAUGAUUACCAAUGUAGUUUAUUUUUAGUUGUUUGUUCAUAUAUAUAAUAUGAAAGGACUUAAUUUUAAUAUAUUUAAAAUGGAAAAAGCAGUAUUAUUUUGAUAUUCUUGUCUGUUUGCUUGCACUAUUGUUAAAUACGUUACCAAUUCUAACAGAGGGUGAAUGCUGAGCUCUGACCCAGUCGCCUCAAAAGUAUACUUUAUAAGUACUAUAUUUACAAUGCAGGUAGGAUUUUAAAACAAACUAUAUAUGUGUGUGUGUGUGUGUGUGUGUGUGUGUGUGUGUGUGUGAGUGAGUGUGUGUAUGUAUGUGUGUGUGUGAGACGUCUGUAUGCCUAAGUGCAUUGAUGUUUUGUUUUUUUUUUGCUGCAUUUACAGACUGUUCCGAUUCCACAUGAAACGAUAGGAAGCAUAAGAACUUUUUACUGGAUAUUAAUUUUCAUAAUUGCUUUACUCAUCCCACCUGCGUGGCUCCUAGGAUUUUUAUCCUGGCAGCAGGAUUUAGGAGUUUCACCAUUUCAGAUGACCACUGUUGGGACAAAGUAAGUGGAAGUAAAUCAAAUUGGUCUUGUCGCUUGAUGACAAACCCCGUGGUCUCCUGCUUUGCCUUUGCUGCAUUCAUUUUUUUGAUUUUCGGAGUCUCCGACUUGAGCGUGGAAUAUGCGAGUCUUGGUGUGCGUAAGACAUGGCCACCUUGUGUUGCGAGUCUGAUGACGUGCCAGCCAGUGAGUGUGCUGUAAUUGUUAUGUACAGAUGAGCUGUUUCUGUCACUUUGCUGCUACAGUCAUUUGUUCCAGCAUCAGUAUAGAUAAGCGAGGCACUGCCAGUGUCAGAGCUAUGGCUGCCUUGGUCACUUUCUCACAUGCACGUGUUUUUCUUUUCUCUCUGCCAUCAUUUUAUUGUUGGCUCGCCUGCCAAUAUCAUGUGGCUCCAAACUCUGUUAGUUCAUUAAAUUGUAAUCUGGUCGCUCUUGUCUGUACACAAUGCAGCGAUCAAAACCCCCGUAAACUCAUUUGUGGUCCACUCCGCCUUGCUCUCUGGCGGCUGUUGUGGAUUUCGGCAGCACUCAUUUUAGAUCUUUUCUUCCCAUAUAUAUAUAUAUAUAAAUGGCUAUACUUCCCAGCUUGACCAAACUGUGAUCCCCAAGUACAUCAAACAAACUAUAAAGAGAAGGGCAACUGGUAAAUACAACAGCGCACCACCCGUUGGUAGCCAAAGUGAAAUUGAAAGUGGUGGUCAAGCAUAUUUCAGUAGACACGGCAAAGAGGACCUCAGACUCAAACUGGUUUGUCUGAGUAAACUGGGCAAAAACAGGCCCAAUACUUACAGAUGGCAGUGUGUGCGCAUCUCGCUCUACAUAGACGUGCAUAGAAUAUAACUACACGUUUAUCAACAAAUACAAUGCACACUUGACGAAUUUUCCAAUUAAAUUAAUUUCCAUGCAUUAUGUACAAAAUCUCUCUCCUGGAGAAAGAAAACAAAGCAAAAACUUUUAAAAUGAGACGUUUUAUUCCCCUCAUUUGUAACUGUUCAAGUAUAGCAGUAGGCUCUAAUCGAGUAUUUCUUAACCGUUUCUUUUAAAAACUCCUCCUUUAAUUUGUAAGGAGGAGAUGUAAGCAGUAAACUCCAUGGCGUUACCAUAUUUGAAAACCGCAUUGGUCUGUUUGUGAAGGUCUGUAGUUUAUUUAAUGCUGCUGAGACGUUUUUACCUCAUAACAUCAAACACAAAAGCUCACUGCCACCUUUGCAUGCAAACCGGACCCUAAACGUCUGAGGCACACAAGCACGUAUUUCACUUUUCAGGCGUGACGGCCAUAACUGACAGUAUUCAUAAAACACGGCCACACAAUCAAAGGGCACGUACAACUCGUGUUAGAAACGUAACUUUUAUCUCGCAGUGUUCUGUCGACAGGCCGCUAACAUCUUACAGACACGGCGACAUCCCGUUCGGUCAAUCGAAAACAGAGCUGUCAUUAAUCAGAAAGUAGAUUUCAAACUGCAUACUGUCCGUGAUUUUAGUCUGUUUAACUGUGGUGUGUUGUUUUAUUUUUACUCUUGUAGACCCCCUUACCGAAGGCAGCUUCAAACAUUAGUAUACAAUUCUUUUUAAGUUUAUAUUAGGCUAAAUGGCGUUGCUCGGGUCGCUCCAUGUUGGAGGGUCCAGUGCAUCAGGCGGCCUACUGGUAGCCAUCAGGAUCUGAGCCUGUGACGGGAGACCCCGGUAGAUCUGCUAGCCCACUCUCUUUACUAUUUGGCCGUGUCUGUAUGUCGUCGGCCUCUCGGGAUUCCUCUUUGUAACCGAGUUGUGUUCAUCUUCUGUCUCCUAAAUGUACCAGUGCACUGAGGCAGCUCUGUUUGUGUCUUGUGAGUUUCCAAAGCACGUGAUCUAAUGAAUUUAAGAACUAACAUGAAAAUAAUUCUCAUUCUGUAGGACGUGAUCAUAUAAAAGCUUACAGAGCUGUAUGCACACUUGCCACUGAGCCCGAGGGAUGUCCUCCGUGUAGAGUGAGUGCUCCGCCAUGCAGUAUUGGGACCCCGAGACAUGGCAGCCGCGGCCUGUGCGUUUCAGACUAGUGAAGAUUCCUUUUCUGGAUCGCUUUCCUGUAAAAAGUAAACCGUGUUGGCUGCCAUACUGGCCAUUCAGAGUUUUCCUGGUGAAAAUGCCACACCAGGCUAUAAUCAAUAAAACAGAAGCGCUGCGUGUGUGUGCGUUUGUACCUGCAGUCAUUUAUACCCAAGGUGUCAUGCGUGUUUGCUGCCUUCGCUUCAUACAGACGUCCUCUUCGUCGAGAGUGCCUGCUGCUGCUCCUCUCAUAAAUGUCUACGCUACGCAGUAAAACUUGGAGCAUUUGGGUAAAUCGUCUCUGAAACCGUCAAUCCAGCGUUUUGUUAACUUCUGUGUCAAACUGGGACACACGACGAGUAUCUUUUUAUGUUGUUGUUUUUUUAAUUUUGUUUUCAGUCUUUUGUGAUUACGAAAAGGCAUUUCAAGAAAAUCCAGAAAUGCCAAAGUCAGGUCACCUGCUGAAACUCGUAAUGUCGGCGGUGAGCUGAUGUGACCCGCUUGUGGGGGAGACGGACGUGAGGUUCCCGGGGGUGUUGCUGUUUUAUUUUAUUGUUCAUACUAGGGCUGUGUUCCAAAUAGUUACUCACAUGGUGUACAGUGUAUAAAAUGUAAUACAAUAAAAACCGUGCCGGGUGGCAAGUGUGUGUAAAGAGCGUAUCGUAUAUUUUUACAUAAUGAACUUGCUGUGGUAAGUGGACGGCUACUAACACGGCGCCUGGCGAGUGCUUUUCUAGAGAGCUUUUUUACCUUUGUAACUGCUCUGGUUGCCUCUGUUCUGUCCGUGAACCGUAGCAUUGUACAUACUGUAGAGAUGUCCUCGAGUAGUUGCAUUGAAAUUGUCCUCUCUAAUAAACUGCAGACAUUUCCUAA
Erpetoichthys calabaricus (reedfish) is the source of this 7995-nucleotide messenger RNA. RefSeq names its product DENN/MADD domain containing 5A (gene dennd5a). The coding region runs from base 378 to 4331 and encodes 1317 amino acids. Gene Ontology annotation, molecular function: guanyl-nucleotide exchange factor activity; small GTPase binding. The transcript has 24 exons. The record is from RefSeq and is a predicted model, not a curated record. NCBI's taxonomy places the organism in Eukaryota, Metazoa, Chordata, Cladistia, Polypteriformes, Polypteridae.